Messenger RNA from Exophiala bonariae, 2244 nucleotides. RefSeq lists its product as uncharacterized. The coding region runs from base 1 to 2244 and encodes 747 amino acids. Lineage: Eukaryota; Fungi; Ascomycota; Eurotiomycetes; Chaetothyriales; Herpotrichiellaceae. The record is from RefSeq and is a predicted model, not a curated record. Gene Ontology annotation, biological process: hydrogen peroxide catabolic process; response to reactive oxygen species; cellular response to oxidative stress. Gene Ontology annotation, molecular function: peroxidase activity; heme binding. The transcript is spliced from 2 exons.
AUGGGCAGAUCUAUACUACUCAUCUUCUCGGUGCUGAGUCUAAUCACUCAUGCGUUGGGUGUCGCGACCUGGCCUUCAUCUAUCGAUGAACUCGAGGAUAUCAAAUAUCUCAACGAUGGCUACAAUUCCCGGGGAUUCGCAUUUGCGGUAACUCCAUGUACUUUCACUCGCGCUCCUGGACGCUCCAUUGCUGGAGGAUUUGUGCGUACUGCCUUCCAUGACAUGGCUCCGGCCGAUGUCGCAGCUGGUACUGGAGGCGUGGAUGGAUCUAUCGGAUUUGAACUUCAAGGAGAAUAUGCCUCGUCUAAUGGAGGACCAGCGUUCAACAACACAAUCACCUACUAUUCACGUUUCUUCAAUGCUCAAGCAACGAUCUCCGAUUUGAUUGCUCUUGGCGUGUAUACCGCAGUCCGCGGAUGUGGAGGACCUAUUGUCAACACAAGAGCUGGACGUAUUGAUGCCACUGGACCAGGUGCACUAGGUGUCCCAGACAUUCGAGAUCCAGGCCCAACCCUUCAAGGUCGCUUCAUCCGUAUGGGCCUCACACAACCAGAAUCUAUCUCGAUUGUUGCCUGCGGCCACAGUCUAGGAGGAGUACACGCAACCGAAUUCCCUGCUAUCGUUCCGCUGAACUCCACACGUCUAGGUGUUGCAGACUUCGACUCAACUAACUCCACCUAUGACAACAAGAUUGUCACAGAAUACCUUGACGGCACCACCAAGAACGUUCUUGUUGUUGGUCCAGAUCCAUCUGCACGCUCGGAUCUCCAUCUUUUCAACUCGGACCAGAACGCAACCAUCAAGACCCUGGCAGAUCCUGCUGCCUACAGAUCUACCUGCGCCAAAGUGCUUCAAAAGAUGAUCGACACAGUUCCGUCCCAAGUCAAGCUCACAGACGCUAUUGAGGCAUACCCGGUCAAGCCAUCAGCCCUCCAAUUGAAUGUUCUUGCGGCAGGUGACAAGUUGUCCUUCUCCGGUCAGAUUCGAGUCAGAACCAAUGAUCUACCCAAAUCCACAAUUUCCAAAGUUGAGAUCGAGUAUAAGGAUAGAGAUGGAAGCAAGGCGGGUACUAUCUCCACCAAGGCACUGGGAGACGCUUCUGGCUUUGAUGACACAUUCACGUUCUACGGCUUUGAUUCGGAAAUCUCUGCGAAAACUGCCGUGUCUUCUUUCACCGUCGUCAUCACCCUCACUUCCGGAAGUGUGAAGACAUUCGACAACAAUGGCAAAGGGUUCCCAGUGUCUGACAAGAUCUUCUCGCAGACGAUCAAUUCAAGCCUAAGCGCCUCAAGUGGAACCGGAGUUCAAAAGCUCAACAUUGUUGCUGCUGUAAGUAUUAUCUGCAUGAGCUUCACCAGCAAGAUCUACACUGACCCCAUUUUCUUUGUCAUACAGGUCCGCAACGGUCAAUCACCAUCCGACCUCAAACUGACUCUCACGACCAUCAACGCCAUGAGCUACAACAAGCUGCCCACAGUGUCCAAGAACACCAUUCCACUAGUCAAAGGCUGCGAGUCCAAAUACUACACAUUCUACUCCGCCAAUGCCGACGCCUUCACCAACCAAGUCAACGGAACCAAGUACGACGUGAGCUUCAGCAGCGGCGGAUCCACCUUCUCAGACGAUUUCAACUCGAUCAACUUCCUCCUCAGCACAGCGAAGGCCGUCAGCUGCGACGGCGGCAGCGGUGGUUCGACAACGUCGAUCGCGACAACCAGCGGAAGCAAGACCACCACGACGGGAUGGGGCACGCAGCAGACGACGACAACAACCACACCCAAAGCCGGCAGCUCGACAAGCUCAACCACCGAGCCCACCAAAUGGACCACCACGACCGUGACCAGCUACACGACCUUCUGCCCGGGCCCCACGACCUUCACGCACGGCACCAAGACCUUCACCGUGACCGAGGCGACCACGCUGACCAUCACCGACUGCCCGUGCGAGAUCACCGUCCCGUGGAAGCCCACGACUGCCCCCGCCUCCGUCUCCAACGGCGCCGUCAAGCCCGCCACGACGACCACCGUCGACAGCCCGGUCAUUCACAAUCCAGCCCCCGCUCCCGUGUCCUCCAGCCCCGUCGCCGCCGUCGCGCCCCCAGCAUCGUCCACCACCGCCGUCAGCCCCGCGGGAAGCACCACGAAACCCGCCGUCGUCGCGACCUUCACUGGCGCAGCGACGCCGGGCAAGAGAGCCGAUCUCCUCGUGGUCGGCGUCGUUGGUAUGGUGGCCUACCUGCUCUGA